GUAGUCCCUCGCAAUCUGAUCAUCUGGGGAGUAGGAGAGGCGGAGGCACAGUGGCAAGGAGGGAGGUCAGAGGAGGGACGAAGAGAGGGAAGGGAGGCAUUCAGUCGGUGGAGGAGGACUGGAAAGGGUAGUGGGCGGCAGUAGAUGAGAGAGAAAAGUUCCUUGGUGGAGGGUCGUCUGUUGUUACGAAGACGGCGGACGAGGAGGUGGUGGUGUGGUGAUGGUGGUGGUGGCGUUGUUGUAGUGGCAGUGGUGCUAAGGUGCUGAAGUGAGGUGCUCGUGUGGCUUGUGGUGGUGACGUGGGAGUGCGAGUGUGGUGUUGACAAGGCGCCAGUUGCUCUUUCCUGAUUAUUACGUGAUGGUACAAGCAACAGUAGAAAAUAAUACAUGUCCCUGGAGGGAAGUGUGUCACCAAGUACUUGUAAAUAAGUGAACUCCCCGCACCCUCCUCGCAACUUCCCCACCUCCCUUACACUCCCAGAGGAGCAGGAACGUGCGCGAAACGGAACGAAAACUUUCAACUCAAUUUUGAAAGCAAUCGCUCAGCCGUAACCUUUCAGAAGAGGCAGGCGCAGCUCUCAGGGACGUGAUGGCGCGCUGAGGGGUAACAGGGAAAGCAAACAAAACACUUAUACGUAUCAGCAAACAAGCGAGUCUCUUAAGCUGAUCGAUAAUGAGUUAAAAAAGGAGGAACAGUAGAACAUCGAUUAAAAAAUACCAAUAAACGAACUUGGUAGUUGCUCCUUUUCUCUCUCACACACACACACACACACACACACACACACACACACAGACAGCAGGCGUGGGCAGGUAAGAGGAGAGAGUGAGCGUCUUGGCAGUGCAGUGGAUGAAGAAGGAGAGGAGGCAAACACCACAGCGACGCGCGAGACCGAAAAGUCGUCAUCAUUAAUGGAGGAGGCGGGUAGAGGCGGCGUCCCCCAGUAACAUGUCGGGCCUGUUAAGCAUCGGGUCCAGAGCGGCUAGUGUGCGUCGCCAACGUCGUCACCUCGCGUCCACCUCCGCCCACACCUCCCCGACGCACUCACACAGGUCGUCCCUCACCCAUCUGUCCCCCGGCGAGUUUACCCGUCCCUCCGCCCACAGUGCCCCCGUCAGCCCAGCCCACACGCCCGUCUCGCCUAAGUCACCCCCGAGUCAAAAACGUCCCACUAACCUUAACCUCCUCGCGCCGCCCAGUGAAGCACCUCAGCAAGGGGCGAAGAGCGCACCAGCCACGCCCCACGAUCGCUCCCGGUCGCGCAGUGGGUCAACAAAGGCGCCGAGGUCAAGUGGCGGGUCACCUACAUUCGCGAGGCCCAGAGGUGGAUCAUCCGUUUUCGUUGUACAGUCAGAAAACGAAUCGCCAACUUUGAUAAGGGCAAGCAGGUCAAGGAGUGGAUCGCCGCCCUUCGUCAGUGUGCAGACCGGUUCACCGACCUUCGUGAGAUCAGACGACGGUUCACCUGUGUUCGCAAGGUCACAUACUGAAUCGCCUACGUUCGUCAGAUCAAGAAGUGGAUCACGCACGUUCGUAAGGUCACAAACUGGAUCACCUACGUAUGUAAGAUCGAGAAGUGGCUCACCUACGUUCAUAAGGUCACAAACUGGAUCACCUACCUUCGUAAAAUCGAGAAGUGGAUCGCCUACGUUCUCGAAGUCACGUAGCGGGUCAUUCAGGCGCUCCCGGUCCACCAGCAGGUCACGCACGCCCAUCAUCAGCAAGUCGUGCACGCCGUCCCCGUCUGAGGCGCAGGACGGGUCGUUCAGCCCCUCGCCGCCUUACCACAGGUCGCCGCGUGCCUCCCUCACCUCCUUCACUAGGUCGUCACCGUCGCCGUCUCCGUCAUUCAGGGAAUCGCCCACUCGCCACCCAUUCUACCUCAGAGGAACCAGCGCCACCUCUUGGUCCUUCAGGGGUUCCUCCGCCACCACGCCCCUCAGCCCCGCGCCCCCCUCCACCUCCACCUCCUACAGCACCUUCGACUCCCUUCCCUGGGGCCUUAGUCACUUCCACCACCAGGUGUCAGUGGACGACCGACGGCAGCUCUUUUCGGCGGGCAAGCUAAACGUAGAGACCGGGAUGUCGGCUUACGGCUCCAUCGUGUACCAGAUGAAGGACGCCAACAUGGAGGCGAACAGCACCUGCGAGUUCGUCUACAAGGCGCUCAAGAUCUUUAGCAAGACAGUGUUGAUGACUGUGCUGCUCAUCAUCACAAUAGCCGUGCCGGUGCUGAUGGUGAUCAUUGGCGUCCAGUACCUCCACGAGUGCCCCCUGGAGCCCAACAUCCCAAUUUACCUCCUCGUGGGCGGCUGCUUCGGAACAAUGAAAAUGCUGUGGCUCGUGUGUCAACAGAUAAGGUCACGCCGCUACGAGAGAAUUGAUGACGCCUUCGCCGAGGACAGCCUGGACGAGAUCUUCACCUCUACCAGCUACCGGGCGACCGACGUGGCCCUCACCAUCUUCCUCAUCGUGUGGUUUGGCAUGGGCAACUACUGGGUGUACCGCAUCUACCCGCCUAACUUCCUCUUCACUCUCUUCGCACCCAAUGACUGGUGCUCCAAGACGCUGUACCUCUUCGCGGUGGCUCAGCUGCUGUUCGUGUACGCCGUGCUCGGGUGUCUGGUGGUGCUGAUAUUCUUCCUCGCCUGCGGCCAGAAAUGCGUCAUGCUGUUCGGCGAGAGCUACAAGUGA
Messenger RNA from Portunus trituberculatus (swimming crab), 2692 nucleotides. RefSeq names its product transmembrane protein 272-like. Lineage: Eukaryota; Metazoa; Arthropoda; Malacostraca; Decapoda; Portunidae. The transcript has 6 exons. The coding region runs from base 947 to 2692 and encodes 581 amino acids. The record is from RefSeq and is a predicted model, not a curated record.